GCCGAGCCCGGGCGGCGGCGGCGGCGGCGGCGGCGGCCAGAGCGGGCGGCAGCGGCGGCGGCGCGUCCACGGCCCCCAGCGCGACCAUCAUGAGCACCAAGCAGGUCACUUGCAGGUAUUUCAUGCACGGCGUGUGUCGGGAAGGAAACCAGUGCCUCUUCUCCCAUGACUUGGCGAGCAGCAAGCCCUCCACCAUCUGCAAAUACUACCAGAAAGGCUGCUGCGCCUACGGGACUCGCUGCAGGUACGACCACACGAGGCCCUCUGCCGCAGCGGGUGGUGCCAUGGGCCCCGGGCCCCACGCCGUGCCCUCCCCCGGCUUCCACAGCCCCCACCCUCCCGCCAGCCAUGCCGCGGCCAUCGUGAAGAUGAGUCUCCACGAGCCUGGGAAGCGGGAGAAGAGAACCGUGGUGCUGAGAGACCGAAAUCUCUCUGGCCUGGCCGAGGAGAAGCCAUGUCCCAGUGUGGUGGGCAGUGCGGGUGGCUGCAGCGACGCCCAGGGCAGCCCGGAGAUGAAGCCGCACUCCUACUUGGACGCCAUCCGCAGCGGCCUGGAUGAGCCCGAGGCCGGCAGCUCCGAGGGCACCGAGCAGCUGCUGUGCCCCUACGCGGCUGCCGGCGAGUGCCGGUUCGGGGACGCGUGUGCCUACCUGCACGGGGACAUGUGUGAGAUCUGCAGGCUGCAGGUCCUGCACCCUUUCGACCCAGAGCAGAGGAAAGCCCACGAGAAGAGCUGCAUGUCCACGUUCGAGCACGAGAUGGAGAAGGCCUUCGCCCUGCAGGCCAGCCAGGACAAGGUGUGCAGCAUCUGCAUGGAGGUGAUCCUGGAGAAGGCGUCGGCGUCCGAGCGCAGGUUUGGCAUCCUGUCCAGCUGCAACCACACCUACUGCCUGUCGUGCAUCCGCCAGUGGCGGUGCGCCAAGCAGUUCGAGAACCCCAUCAUCAAGUCCUGUCCAGAAUGCCGCGUGAUAUCAGAGUUUGUAAUCCCAAGCGUGUAUUGGGUGGAAGAUCAGAAUAAAAAGAACGAGUUGAUUGAAGCUUUCAAACAGGGAAUGGGGAAAAAAGCUUGUAAGUACUUUGAGCAGGGCAAGGGGACCUGCCCGUUCGGAAGCAAAUGCCUUUACCGCCACGCGUACCCCGAUGGGCGGCUGGCAGAGCCCGAGAAGCCCCGCAAACAGCUCAGCUCCGAAGGCACCGUGCGGUUCUUUAAUUCCGUGCGGCUGUGGGACUUCAUUGAGAAUCGGGAGACCCAGCACGUCCCCACCGCAGAGGACGGCGACAUGACAGAGCUGGGGGACCUCUUCAUGCACCUGUCUGGAGUGGAGUCGCCAGAGUCCUGAGUGGGCCCAGCUCCCCCCCAGCCCAGGGAGGAGGCGUGAGAGCCCCGUGACAGCAACCUGAGGAGGCGCCUCUCAGUGAGAGGCUUCCUCCACCGCAGCCGCCUCACUCCCCACGCACGCACGGGAGGCGACGGCUAUAAAUGACCUAACCAGUAGCAGUGACUGUCGUAGUUGAUCCGCGGGCGGCCGGGGGCGCAGCAGGGAGUCUUGGCUCCCAAGGUUUGCAGCUGCCCCCCCACCCCCAGCACAUUCAUUUCCUGCAGAGAGCCCCCUGCAGUUUCCCAGCGUCUACACCUGCAUGGCCAGCAGCUGGCGCUCCAGGGGCCCCCACUGUGCCCGGAGGGUGAGGGGCCAGGCAGCGCAGCCCCUCACCUCUGGGGGGGCCCAAACUGGAGGAGGCCUGGGACUGUCCUCAGCAGCGUGCGUAGCUCACCGGAACGCCUGACUCGGGAGGGCGUCUGGCUCUGGCCGCGGGCCGAGUCAGUGAGGGGCGGCGAGGUCGGGCCGGCCCCCUUCCCCUUCAGGCGCUCCAGAUACGAAUGGUGGAGGUUCUGCUGUGCGGCCGGUGUCACUUCUAAAAGGAGGAAACAGCCAUUAACCUACAUUUAAUUUAUUUUAUUAAAAUAACAUAAUUGAGGACCGUCAGAUAACUGUAUUUUGUCAGGCGCAAUAAAAACAAUUAAAACCCA
Messenger RNA from Sorex fumeus (smoky shrew), 2029 nucleotides. RefSeq names its product makorin ring finger protein 2 (gene MKRN2). Lineage: Eukaryota; Metazoa; Chordata; Mammalia; Eulipotyphla; Soricidae. Gene Ontology annotation, biological process: protein polyubiquitination. The record is from RefSeq and is a predicted model, not a curated record. The transcript has 8 exons. Gene Ontology annotation, molecular function: metal ion binding; ubiquitin protein ligase activity. The coding region runs from base 90 to 1340 and encodes 416 amino acids.